Molecule: messenger RNA, 766 nt
Organism: Fragaria vesca subsp. vesca
Lineage: Eukaryota; Viridiplantae; Streptophyta; Magnoliopsida; Rosales; Rosaceae
Product: RING-H2 finger protein ATL73-like
Exons: 1
Coding region: 127-675 (182 amino acids)
Biological process (GO): protein ubiquitination
Molecular function (GO): transferase activity
Source: RefSeq, a predicted model, not a curated record
CAUGUACCAUCAACUGUGUGCUUAUCAUGCAUAAGUGCAUAACUCUCUUCUCCAGUACUUAAUUGAACUUAUCUCUCUAGCUAUCUUCAUUUCCCACCACUUUGAAACAUCUCCACCAUCUUCAGUAUGGCUCAAACUUUCUCUCCAUCUCCAUCUCCCUCUCCAACUCUUAGUCCCACUUCAAUAAGAACAGUACUACUAUGUCACCAAAACCCUCAUGAUCAUGAUGUAAAUCCAUACACUCGCAAUCUCAAUCUUAUGAUCAUUUUGGCAGCCAUUUUCUGCGCUUUUGUUUGUGCCCUCGGCCUAAAUUCCAUGCUGCAAUGCAUUUUUCAGUGCGCAAAUCGCGCCAUAACCGAACCAGUCCAAUGGGUGGCUUCACGUAGGCUCAACUCAGGUCUAAAGAAGAAGGAAAUGGUAGCUUUGCCAACUUCAACUUAUUCAAACUCAUCAAGCUCUUGCCCAUCACCAUCGUCUUCUCCGGGCUGUGCUAUUUGUCUCGUGGACUUCUCCGAUGGGGACAAGAUUCGGGUGCUGCCGAAAUGCAACCAUCGGUUUCAUGUUGUGUGUAUUGACAAGUGGUUGCAGUCUCACUCUUCUUGCCCUACUUGCCGGCACAGACUCAAGUCUUCCAGUGAUGCCAUGCUCUCUCUUUCAGAGAUUCUCACAACCUAGAGCUCAGAUUGGUUGGGGUCAUGUCUUCCUCUAGCUACUACCUUCUCGUGUUUAGCAUGAAGAUUUUUGCAGCCUGCAACUAUGUAGUAUA